CGGCUGUUAGGGAGAGAGAGGUAGAGACUGUUGGGGUGAGGCUGGGUGCGGGGGAAAGACCUCCUCAUCCCCGGAGAGUGAAAUAAUUUGGGAUCCGCACAGAACCUUGGAGAACUGACUGGGUCAGAAUAUGAGCCCCUGGGGGAUUCAGUUGAGUGGGGUUUGAGGGGGGGGAGGGUGGUCUAUCACAUUCAUUCCUCACUUUCCAAUCUCCCUCCCUCUCUGUAUUUGGAUUCGGGACUGCAGCUUCUCUCUCUCUCUCUCUCCCUCUGAUCAGCUCCAACUCCCUGCUCCUUGCCCCCUCCCCCCACCCGCACCCUCUCUCCCACUUCCCACCCACCUCCACCCACACACACCCUCUCUCCCCUCCCUCUGAUGAGAAAUUGCUGGCAGCUUCACUUUGAGAUCCCACCAGUAAAACUCAACUCCGCUCGCCUGAGCUCCCACAGAAGCCAGUUCACCGCCAGCUGAUCACUGCACGGUCAGCAUCCCGCCCAGGGCCGAGUGGACGCCAGCUGCUAGCCCGGGACGGGCUGGGUGACCGAGGGCCGGAGCAUGGAGCCACUGUCCCGGGUACAACUCGCUCUUUUCUGGUUCCUAUUGUGUCCUGAAAACAUCAUCAGCCUCUGGUGGGCAGUGGGAAGUCCCCUGGUGAUGGACCCAAACAGCAUCUGCCGGAAAACCAAGCGGUUGGCAGGGAAGCAGGCUGAAUUGUGCCAAACUGAGCCGGAGAUUGUGAGUGAGGUGGCAAAAGGAGCCAGGCUGGGGGUACGGGAAUGCCAGUUCCAGUUCCGAAGCCGGAGAUGGAACUGUACCAUCCACAACAAAUACUUCCGAAAAAUCCUGCAGCAAGACAUCCGAGAGACGGCCUUUGUGUAUGCCAUCACAUCCGCUGGCGUGACGCACACUGUGACUCAGGCUUGCAGCAUGGGUGAGCUGCUACAGUGUGGUUGCGACAGGUCCCGCAACCAUUCUCCCCCGCUGCCUGGCGCAGGCACCAGGACGGAGGGCACGGCCUGGGAGUGGGGAGGCUGCGGCGAUGACGUGGACUUCGGCUAUGAGAAAUCCAAGCAGUUUAUGGACGCCAGGAAGAAGAAGGGCAAGAGCGAUAUAAGGACGCUGGUGGACCUGCACAACAAUGAGGCUGGAAGGCUGGCUGUGAAGAAUUACAUGAGAACCGAAUGCAAAUGCCACGGCCUCUCGGGUUCUUGCACCCUCAGGACGUGUUGGAAGAAAAUGCCUAACCUUCGCGAAGUGGGCACCAGGCUCCUGGAUCGCUUUAAUGGCGCCUUCAAGGUGAUGGGAGGCAACAACGGGAAGAGCCUGAUCCCAGUCGGUCAGAACAUCAAGCCCCCCGACAAGCACGACCUGGUGUACUCUGCCAACUCUCCUGAUUUCUGCCUGCCCAACCGCAAGACCGGCUCGCCCGGCACCCGGGGCAGGACCUGCAACAGCACAGCUCUGGAUGUGAGCGGUUGUGACCUGCUGUGCUGCGGGAGGGGUUACAGGGAGCAGACGGUGGUGGUGGAGGAGAACUGCCUGUGCCGCUUCCAUUGGUGCUGUGUGGUCCAGUGCAAGAAAUGCACGACCCGCAGCCAGCUGAGCCUCUGCUUGUGACUGGCCAGGCACUGUGGUUGGAUGGGAGAGCUGCCACGCAAUUGCUGAAAACUCCCAUUGGCAACCUGCAUUGAGGAGACAUUAACCGUGAGCCUUAAACCCUGCUCAGCUUCUCCCCUGCCAGGUGGAGGCUGCAGGAAAGCAAGCCCCUCGCUUCUAUGACCUACUUUGUUACAACUUAGGCAAGACAUGGAGGAAGUCUCAUGAAAGACACAGCCUGAGAACUCAAAGCUUGUUGCAAUUGCGGCAAUAAACAAACACUUCAUUUCGAACUGGUGCAGGCGACAGAGGUGUGGGUUUUCAAUGAAAGUGUUGGGAGGGGGAGGGGCAUUAUUCAAACGGUGUGCGAUGCACAAGAACUUUUUGAGAAAGAGGACCUCCUUGGCUUCCCACUGACUGAACAGCUUAAACUUUUAUCUGUGACCUGAAAAACAAGAGGAGAGGUGAAAUCUUUACUACAGCCAGAAUGACAGAAAUCACAACUGGUAUACAUAGCACAUACAUUUGAUAAGAAGCCCAAAACAUUUGCAUUUCUUUCUUGUGUGCAUGUGAGAGGAGAUGUGUGUUUUUGACUGUGUAUGUGUUUGUGUGUGUGUAUGAGAGAGUGUAAGCGUGUCCGCUUGUGUGAGUGUGUGGUUGUGUGUGCAUAUGUAUGCCCGUGUGUGAUUGUUCAUGAGUGUGUGCACAUGAGUGUGGGACAACUGUGUGUUUGAGCUUAUUCAUGAGAAUGUGCAGGGCUGUGUGUGUCAGAGAGCACAUGUAAUUGUGCCUCAGUUGUGUAUCAUGUGCGUAUGCGUUUGUGUCAUGUUUUUGUGUGGCAUUUAUCUCUGUGAUUUUGUGCAUAAGUGCAUCAUGUAUGUGUGCAUGGUUCUGCCUGCAUGGGUGUGUACACUGUUCUUGUCUGUCACACGUGCCAGCAAGUAUGUGCACAAGUGUACCUGUGUGUAUGGAUCAUGUGUUUGCACGUGUGUCAUGUAUUUGUCAUGUGGUUGCGUAUGUAUGCAUCAUGUGCAAACCUGGCUGGAAUGUCUAUGUGUGUGAAGAUGCAUGUGUCAUGUUGGCUGUGCUGUAUGUGUUUCAUGUGUUUGUGGGACAGAGGUAAGGGAAAGGGAGGAGUUGCUGAUAGGAAUUGCCUGUGACAGCCUGCAAAUGAAGUUGAUAAAGGCGCAUUUUCCUUUGAAAAGAAAGUUUCUGAGACGCUUCUGUUUUACCAAGUCAAAUUGCAGUUACAGACAGAAAUCUGUACCCAUCCAUGCCAAUUCCCCAAAUGCAUCUUAAUUCCAGAUCAAUUCCUUUUUCUUCCCAUGCCUGUAGUUUCUCUCUGUAAUAUGUUCUACGUACAACAUGUCAUUAAAUACAUGAGGUUCUAUUUAAGGAGAAGGAAUUCUUCCUGAACAAUCUGCU
Molecule: messenger RNA, 3021 nt
Organism: Stegostoma tigrinum
Lineage: Eukaryota; Metazoa; Chordata; Chondrichthyes; Orectolobiformes; Stegostomatidae
Product: protein Wnt-6-like
Exons: 4
Coding region: 556-1617 (353 amino acids)
Biological process (GO): cell fate commitment; multicellular organism development; canonical Wnt signaling pathway
Cellular component (GO): extracellular region
Molecular function (GO): cytokine activity; frizzled binding
Source: RefSeq, a predicted model, not a curated record